This is a messenger RNA of Trypanosoma theileri, 894 nucleotides long. RefSeq names its product electron transfer protein. Gene Ontology annotation, cellular component: membrane. Gene Ontology annotation, molecular function: iron-sulfur cluster binding; NADH dehydrogenase (ubiquinone) activity. The record is from RefSeq and is a predicted model, not a curated record. Bases 1 to 894 code for a protein of 297 amino acids. Gene Ontology annotation, biological process: ATP synthesis coupled electron transport. The transcript has a single exon. NCBI's taxonomy places the organism in Eukaryota, Euglenozoa, Kinetoplastea, Trypanosomatida, Trypanosomatidae.
AUGAGACGUUUACAAGGAGUCUUUACGUUGACUUGUUGUAAGACUUUGCUCUCCACUUCACGACGUUCCUUCAAGUCGGAUGGCACACCGUACAACAGUGAAAUGACGCAUUCUUUUCAUGGAAACGAAUACGUGCGGAAGGGUACAACAGAAGCCAUAGUGGAAGGUGUAGCCGCGGGACAAUACGCAGAGCACAAACCUCGAGCCAUUAUGUUUGUAAAUAAACGGCCAGUUGAGAUUAUUCCACAGGAGGAAAAUUUGCUGGAAGUACUUGAACGGGAAGGUAUUCGCGUACCGAAGUUUUGUUAUCAUCCUAUUCUUUCAGUGGCGGGAAAUUGUCGGAUGUGUCUUGUUCAAGUAGAUGGUACACAAAAUCUUGUGGUUUCUUGUUCUACUGUAGCACUGCCUGGUAUGUCAAUUAUCACUGAUAGUCGUUUGGUACGUGAUGCCCGUGAAGGAAAUGUUGAACUAAUUCUUAUUAAUCACCCAAAUGAUUGUCCUAUUUGCGAACAAGCAACAAAUUGUGAUCUUCAGAACAUCAGUAUGAAUUAUGGUACAGAUAUACCUCGAUACAGAGAGGAUAAACGUGCUGUUCAGGAUUUUUACUUUGAUCCUCAGACACGUGUUGUGCUUAACCGUUGUAUUCACUGUACUAGAUGUGUGCGAUUUCUAAAUGAGCAUGCUCAGGAUUUUAAUUUAGGAAUGAUUGGUCGUGGGGGUCUUAGCGAAAUAAGUACUUUUUUGGAUGAAUUAGAGGUAAAAACAGACAAUAAUAUGCCGGUAUCACAGCUGUGUCCAGUAGGAAAAUUAUACCUCGGUGAUGCUGAAGAGAACAAUUCUUUAGCUGAUGAACUCGAUGCGUCUGAGGAGAAAGUGUUUGCUGUAACCGCCUAG